Porites lobata is the source of this 306-nucleotide messenger RNA. The record is from the annotation of a GenBank genome assembly. NCBI's taxonomy places the organism in Eukaryota, Metazoa, Cnidaria, Anthozoa, Scleractinia, Poritidae.
AUGUGCCUUCAAAGCUGCUAUCUCAUUCAAACAAUGGAGUUCUCCACUAAUAAUUCUAGUCUAAGAGCUCCGUCCUAUCCCAAACCAAUUGUUGCUCGUUUCAGUCAUCAUCAAGACAAAGAUUAUGUUCGCUCCUUAUGUAAGAACUUAAAAGGAACCAACAUCGGUUUCUCAGAUGAUUUCCCGAAAGAAAUUGAAGAAAUUCGUAGAAAACUUUAUCCAGUGCUUAAAAAGGCCAAGCAGGACAAGCAAAAAGUCUUCUUUAAUUUUGAUAAAUUGAUUAUCAACGGCCAAAUAUACAGAGGA